CCAUUCGAUUAGUUUGAAACAUCGCCGAGUUACUUCAAACGAUGGCAGAAAGGCGCACACAGAAAGAGACCGGGCCUGUAAUCCGUCGCUCCAGGUAAUUGUUACCGCAUUGAAACAACACAAGCGGCAUCAGAAAGCUGUACUGUGCAAGGAAACUGUGCUUUCGUAUUGUGGAUACAUGUCCGCUGUUAUCUUAUACGACAUCGGAGAAAUACUCUUUAUGGAGCAUGACCCGAUAACCCAACGAAUUGGCUGUAUGAUUUCCAUGAAGAUCAUGAAUUCACAUGAAACCUCCAGGCCUUAGCGAUCCAUGCAUCGCAUCUUUCUCGCACACGAAUCCAUCAAGAUUCUCUCCAAUCAUCCUGCACCGCCCUCACUAGUGUCUCUAAGCACAUCUAACCGCGGCAUUCUCCACCGGCAGGACUGGCCGGCGAAGCGCCACGCUCGCUUCUCUCAGCCCUCGCCUGCCCCUGCUCGCGGGGCAGGCGAUGAAUGCGGGUCGUACGCCUUGAAAAUUCGCCUCUGAGC
Molecule: messenger RNA, 528 nt
Organism: Mytilinidion resinicola
Lineage: Eukaryota; Fungi; Ascomycota; Dothideomycetes; Mytilinidiales; Mytilinidiaceae
Exons: 2
Coding region: 311-526 (71 amino acids)
Source: RefSeq, a predicted model, not a curated record